This is a messenger RNA of Candida tropicalis MYA-3404, 300 nucleotides long. RefSeq lists its product as uncharacterized. The record is from RefSeq and is a predicted model, not a curated record. Bases 1 to 300 code for a protein of 99 amino acids. The transcript has a single exon. Lineage: Eukaryota; Fungi; Ascomycota; Pichiomycetes; Serinales; Debaryomycetaceae.
AUGCAAUAUCUAGAAGAUCGAUUAAUUAAAAAUGGAACAGGUUUUUUUGUAGGGGAUAAAUUAACUGGAGCUGAUGUAAUUUUAAGUUUCCCAAUCCAUGAAAAUGUAUUUGAUAAUUUAGAAGGAGUUAAAGAAAUCUUACAUGAUGAUAGAGAUAUGAGGAAAUUGUAUCCAAAUUUAUAUAAAUGGAGUAAAAUGAUUAAGAAUCAACCAAGUUAUAAGAAAAUCUGUCAAACCAUGGAUGAAGAAGUUGAAGAUUUAAUUGCUUCGAAUCCAAGAUUUGAUUAUGGUAAAGAAUAG